Messenger RNA from Mesorhabditis spiculigera, 1659 nucleotides. The record is from the annotation of a GenBank genome assembly. NCBI's taxonomy places the organism in Eukaryota, Metazoa, Nematoda, Chromadorea, Rhabditida, Rhabditidae.
AUGGCGUCCUCAAUGCAGUUCUACGGCGUUACGCUGACUGAGAAGGAGCUGUUUGAGUCCUCCGCUGGCGGCAUCAAUUUCGACAAGUACUCUGAGAUCCCGGUCAAGGUCGAAGGAAACGAUGUCCCCACGCCUUUGGAGAAUUUCUCGGACGCCGCCUGUAUCGAUGUGGUGAAAGAGAACAUCAAGCGCUCCGGCUACACGAAGCCAACGCCCGUCCAGAAGCAUUCGAUGCCGAUCCUCUUCGCCGACCGCGAUCUGAUGUCGUGCGCCCAAACUGGAUCCGGAAAGACGGCCGCCUUCUUGCUCCCAAUGAUCAACAAGUUCCUCGCACGUGGCAUCGACAAUCUGCCUGGACCCGAAUACAUCAACAAUCGCCGUUGCCAGCGCCCGGUCGGAUUGAUCUUGGCCCCGACGCGUGAACUCGCCAUUCAGAUUCACAAAGAAUCGGUGAAGUUCAGCUACGGCACCAACCUGCACACCGCAAUCUUGUAUGGAGGUCGCGAAAACUAUCGCGAGCAGAUCAACAAGCUCAACCUCGGCAGCCACAUUGUUAUUGCGACACCGGGCCGUCUCAUCGAUGUCGUCCAGCAAGGUUAUUUGUCGCUCGGCCAGGUCCGCUGCCUGGUCUUGGACGAGGCUGAUCGUAUGUUGGACAUGGGCUUCGAGCCACAGAUCCGUCGUAUUCAAGCGCUGGGCCUGCGUGAGAAGGAGAAGCGCACCACGGCCAUGUUCUCCGCGACCUUCCCAAGAGAGAUCCAGUCGCUUGCGCGCGAUUUUCUCCGGCCCGACUACAUCUACGUCACUGUCGGCCGUGUCGGCUCCACGACUGAGAACAUUGUCCAAAACGUCGAAUGGGUGGAGGAAUACGACAAGCGCGGCAAAUUGAUGGACAUGAUUGGAAAAAUUAAGGAAGGAUUGGCUCUGGUGUUUGUCGAGACCAAGCGCAACGCCAACGAUUUAACGCUGUACCUUGGACGCUCUGGAGUACGUGCGGUCACCAUCCACGGCGAUCUCAACCAGGCCGAGCGCGAGCGAAACCUGUAUUUCUUCAAGAACGGAAGCUGGCCUAUUUUGGUUGCUACCGCUGUUGCUGCGCGUGGUUUGGACAUCCCCGAUGUUCGCCACGUGAUCAACUUCGACAUCCCGUCCUGCAUCGACGAAUAUGUGCACCGCAUUGGCCGUACUGGUCGCGCUGGCAACAUUGGUUACGCCACAUCCUUCUUCAAUGACCGGAACGCCGCCCUGGCCAGCAGCAUCCUGAACCUCCUCACCGAGGCCAAGCAAAAUGUUCCCGAGUGGCUGCAGAAGUACUCUUCAGGCCCGGUCACCAUGCGACGCCCAAAUAUGCGCGGAAGCUCUGGACCUCGGCGCAACUUCUCCGCUCCAAAUGGCUUCAACCAAGGUGGAGGUGGUGGCGGCUAUGGCGGAUACAGCGGUGGUCGCGGCGGCGCAGGCGGAUAUUCCGGAUUCGCUUCGAGCAAUGGCGGUGGAUAUGGUCAGCAGCAGCAGUCGGGCUACGGUUACCCGGCGGCUGGCGGCCCCUCGUCUUUCCGACAAAUGAAUCAGGAUUACAACACCCAAUCCUUCGGCCAAGGCUUCAGCGGCUUCUCGACUCCGCAAUCGGGCAAUGGUGCGUUCAGCGGCGGCUUCGGAUUC